GUUCAGCAGCCUUGUCGCUAUUUUCCGCAAUGUUUACGUUCAAGUCAAUUCCCGGUAUCGGCAAAUGCGCAUAUUUUAUAUAAUUUCCAACUAGAAAUCAGUGCUAAAUAUUUCUAGAAUUCAUUGAUUGAUGUAGUGGAUAUGAUUUCUGAAGAAUGAAAUAAAUACUUUUUGUUCAAAGAAGGAGAAUGAAUGCUGACCAUUUGUUGAGCAAGAAAGAAAAGAAAUAUCAUCAGCACCAUUAAGAAAUGUCGAAAAUUACAUUUAUUUUAAUUAUGAGAAGAAAACUCUCUACACGUUUGCAAAGUUUCUUUUAAGAUGCUUUCUGUCAGCUCUAUUAGUGCGCAGCCUUUCCGUUGUCGCUUUUGCGACCGAUCAUUUACAAGAAAGAUUUACUUGAAUCGCCAUUUAAGGAAGCAUAACAACAAAGUAAACUUCAUCUGUGACGUAUGUAAAAAGGCCUUUCCUUAUGAAUCCGAGUUGCGCAGACACUACAGAAUUCAUACCAAUGACAGACCUUUCAAGUGUGAUUUGUGCGGGAAGACAUUUUCUCAAAAUUCCAGCUGGAACAAACAUUAUCGCAACCACACGAAUGAAAAGCCUUACGUCUGUGACGUUUGCGGUAAAGCAUUUUCUCAAAACUGUGAUUUGAAUCUGCACCAUCGUAUUCAUACAAACGAGAAACCGUUCGCGUGUGAUUUGUGUAAUAAAGUGUUUUCUCACAAAUGUAACCUUAAUAGGCAUUAUCGUACUCAUACGAAUGAAAAGCCUUUUGUUUGUGAAACUUGUGGUAAAGCCUACCCUCAGAGGGGAGAGUUAAACAGGCAUUUACGUACUCAUUCUGGUGAAAAACCGUUUUCCUGUGACGUGUGUGGCAACAGCUUUUCCCGGAAAUAUACUUUAGCUUUACAUUCUCGAACUCAUUCUAAUGAUAAACCUUUUGUCUGCCAGAUUUGUGGAAAAACUUUUUCCCAGAAACGUUAUUUAUAUAAACAUUACCGUAGACACAAUAAAAAGAAUGCAGCGAAAGCUGAAAAUUUGAACAAUAAAAAUUUGACGACUGACAAAAGUUCGAAGAACAAACAUUUGGCAGCUACCGAAAGUUCAAACAAUAAUUAUUUGAAAACUGAGGAAAAUUCUAACAAUUUUUUGACAACUGUUGAAAAUUCAAACAAUAAUUAUUUGAAGACUGAGGAAAAUUCUAACAACUCUUUGAUAAUUGACGAAAAUUCAAACGAUAAUGAUGUGACGGCGGACGAAAAUUCUAACAAUUCUUUGACAAUUGCCGAAAGUUUAAACGAUAAUGAUGUGACAUCGGAUGAAAAUUCUAACAAUUUUUUGAUAGCUGUCGAAAGUUCAAAAAAUAUUUAUAUAAAGACUCAGGAAAAUUCUAACGAUUCUUUGACUUCUGUCGAAAGUUCAAACAAUAUUUAUUUGAACACUGAGGAAAAUUCUAACGAUUCUUUGACUUCUGUCGAAAGUUCAGACAAAUUUUUUUUGAAGACUGAGGGAAAUUCUAACAAUUCUUUGACAGCUGUUGAAAGUUCAAAUAAUAAUUAUUUGAAGACUGAGGAAAAUUCUAACAAUUCUUUGGUAGCUGUUGAAAAUUCAAACAAUAAUUAUUUGAAGGCUGAGAAAAAUUCUAACAAUUCUUUGGCAGCUGUUGAAAAUUCAAACAAUAAUUAUUUGAAGACAGAGGAAAGUUCUAACGAUUCUUUGACAAUUGCUGAAAGUUCAAACAAUAAUGUGACGACGGACGAAAAUUCUGACAAUAAUUCUUUGACAUCUGAUGAUAUUUCUGACGAUAACUGAUUGACCAAUAAGGCAUUUUAAAUGCUUAAAUUCUCCCUCUUAGGAUGAAUCGCGUUUUUUUUUUUUUUUUUCCCCUUUCCCUUCCCAUCCGUUUUCAAAUAGUAGAUACAAUUUCGUAACAAUGCGACUUGAAUUAAUAACAAAAGAUGCUGAAUUAUUUAAUAUUUAUAUUUUGUUACAUUUUAAUGGAAUUUUUUUUAGUCUAGAUGGUUUUCGUGAUUAUUUUUAGAUUUAAGAAUUGGGUAAAAAUUAUUGUGAAUUUUAUGAAACAUUUUGCGAUUUUUUUUUUUUAAAUCAUGCUUUAAGAAGUCCUGCUGAAAAAAAAAAUCCACUAAAAAACGUUUGUUGAGAAGAAGCAGAUUUAAAAAAAAAAGAAAAGAAAAAAAAGUAAGAAAUUUUUACCUGGUGUAAUUAUUUAUGGAUAGCACGGAAAUUGAACGGAGCAGUUGAAUAAUAUAAUAAUGGACGCAUUGUAAUUCUUCGCUACAAAGAAUUAAACUUUUUCUUCAGGUUUCAGAAACGUUUGCUGAGCAGGCACAUUAUUUGCACAACAGUAAGGAUUUUUUUCUAUUUAAUUUUUACUUGAAGCUAACUUUAAAAUAAAAUAUUUGUUCUAGCUGAACGAUGCCAUCCUUUUAUACUUAAUAUCUAUAUUAAGAGAUGUCAUAUUUUAGCUCUAGCUCUCUCUUUUCAUAAAAAGAUAAUGAUUGAAUUAUAGAUUUUAUGCUUGUGCACAGAGCAUUUUAUAGAUCCUUUCUUAUAUGACUCUGCGUAUAAUCUAUCUAUCUAUAUACAUAUAUAACGUUAAUGUAAGGGGAACAAAAAUCGAGCUUAUUACUAAUUGUCGAAUGGCAAUGUCAAAUAUAAAAAAAAUGUGAUACGAAUUUCAGACUGUUUCAUUCAUUGAACAUUUCCAGCAGUAUUGAAUCAAAAGCUUCGCUCAGCUAAUUAAUGGAGCUGCAAAAUGUUAUUAGAUGUGUUCUGGAGACAGUUCGCCACAGCACUAAAGAGGACAUUCGGUUAAAGGAAAGAAAAUCUAAAAGAAAUAGGCUUCAAACAAAAAAUUCAAUCAAGCAUCAAAAAUAGGCUUAACCAUUGCCAGAUAAGUAAACAUGGUAAGACUUCAGAUUAAAUAGAUUCAGAUCAGUAAGGCUUCUCGCCAAGGAUGUCAAAAUCGUGCCAAUUGUCCAAAAACUCUACCAGAGUCUGCAGUUCUUGUGUGUAUACCAGAAAUGCUAACAAACGGUUCUUAAAGUUGCAAUCAAAAAUUGUCAUGAUUACAUUUGAUGAGAAAUCGCUGAAAAUUUUUCAAUUUUGGUGCCCAUGUAUUAAUCCUAAAUCUAGCCGUAAUCACUAUGACUUGCCUACAGAAAUUGAUACUCAAAUCUUCCAAAACAAUUAUUUUAUAAAAAUGCUUCUUGUUUUAUCUGAAGCCUAACAUUAUUAUCUUUUUAAUUAGAUAAAUUUCAUUUUCGUACAUUUUUCAUUUAACUUUAAUAAUAUUUUAAUUCAGUUUAUACACUAUCCGAAACAAUGCUUUUAUAGGAUUCCAACGCUUCAUCAGAACAUUCAAGCACGUACUUUUGCCAUCAUUCAAUCAGCAGUAGGAUUUUCAUUUCCGCCUUUAUUUCGUAAUAUAUAGGCUUUGUAAAUCGCAGUUGACUGUUUUAAUUGAAUUCACGUGUUUUAAUUGUAUUAAAUAACUCGAUGAAAUUAUUUUUUUUAAAGGAAUGCAUUCCAUAUUAAUAAUUUAACAGUCUAAUAAAUUAAUAAUCUGGGCGAACAAACUGGUCGCCAAAAGCGCCUAGUUUAAUAAUAAAUUUAUCUUUCAAGCAAAUAAAUUUAUUCAUGUUAAGUAUUUAAUUCAUGUUAACAAUUUUUUUAAGU
Molecule: messenger RNA, 3699 nt
Organism: Argiope bruennichi
Lineage: Eukaryota; Metazoa; Arthropoda; Arachnida; Araneae; Araneidae
Product: zinc finger protein 155-like
Exons: 2
Coding region: 319-1812 (497 amino acids)
Biological process (GO): negative regulation of transcription by RNA polymerase II; regulation of cytokine production; regulation of immune system process
Source: RefSeq, a predicted model, not a curated record